Messenger RNA from Pristis pectinata (smalltooth sawfish), 4849 nucleotides. It is a transcript of the gene arhgap15, whose product is annotated as Rho GTPase activating protein 15. The transcript is spliced from 15 exons. NCBI's taxonomy places the organism in Eukaryota, Metazoa, Chordata, Chondrichthyes, Rhinopristiformes, Pristidae. The record is from RefSeq and is a predicted model, not a curated record. Gene Ontology annotation, cellular component: cytoplasm. Gene Ontology annotation, biological process: regulation of GTPase activity; signal transduction. Bases 346 to 1809 code for a protein of 487 amino acids.
CAAGAUUAGCUGCAUAGAUUAUUACAGUCAUACAUGUGACUGUUGGUGGGUUCCUUCAUUUGAAGUGCCUACAAAAUUGUUGCUGCUUAAUGGCAGUUUGAAUAGACAGAAGAAAGCAGAGCUCCGGAUCUGGUCAUCUGAAACCUGCUGUACGACCAAAAGGCCAAUUUUAUUCUCAGUGAAGAAACAAAAUAAGCAAGACUGGGUCAUCCAUAUCCUAACAAUCCUCCCAUAUAGCUACUGGGGACUUGGGAAGUUCAUUUGGACGAAAGAACAGAUCACAAAUACUAUUUUAACACAAUCACAAAAGAGAAGGCUUGGAAACCACCAAGGCUCUUCUCUGGAAUGCAGAACGUGAAGGAUGGAUCCACAGCUCACGCGAAAGCAAAUAUCCAGACAUCAGCCGCCGCUGAACAUCUUCCCUCAAACCAGUUCAGCCCUGCUACUGUUCAGCGGAGGAUAAAGAGUGGAGCUGCUAACUGUGACCGCCUCAGCCAAACAAAGUCAAUGGUUCUGACUGACUCCAACCCAAUUAAGUUACCGAUAUCCCGCCACAGGCGAAAUCAUUCGCAGCACAACCUUUCAGACAUUACUGGAAUGGUAGAUCAAUCGUGUUUACAGCCACUGGAGAAAAAUGGCUUCCUGAACAAAGCAAAGAUCACAGAGGGAGGCAAAAAAUUGAGGAAAAACUGGACCAGUUCUUGGGUUUGCCUCGAGGGAGACAAAAUUGAAUUCUACAAAGAAAGCAAACAACAAACUUUAGCCAGUUCGAAAAUAGGCUAUAAGCCAGAAAAUGCGGACCUAUGUGGUGCUCAGAUUGAUUGGGCGAAAGACAAAUCCAGCAGAAAGAAUGUGCUUCAGCUAACAACAAUCUCAGGGAAUGAAUUUCUCCUCCAUUCUGAUGAUGACAGUAUACAUGACUGGUACCAGGCCAUCAGAUAUGCCAUUGAUAAACUGUCAAAGAAGGGCGUCUCAACAGCAGCGCACAGUAUCUGGAAAAGUUCAAGCAGUGAAGAAGUGAACAGGUGUGAGGGAGGGAGCAACAGCAAGCCUAAUCCAAAAGAAGCAAAAUCAGAGCACAGAAAAUCAUUAAUACUGCGGCUGAACCAUGGCUCAUCUGACACCUCUGAGAAGAAGAGAGUUAAGAGCAGACUAAAAAAAUUUAUAUCAAGACGACCUUCAUUGAAAACUUUACAAGAGAAAGGUUUGAUUAAAGAUCGAGUAUUUGGCUGCCACCUGGCUACACUGUGCAAGAUCGAGGGAACCACUGUUCCAAACUUUGUGAAACUUUGCAUCGAGGCUGUGGAAAAAAGAGGAUUGGAUGCUGAUGGCAUUUACAGAGUGAGCGGCAAUCUGGCUACGAUACAGAAAUUACGAUUUGUAGUGGACCAUGAAGAGAAGCUGAAUUUGGAUGACAGCCAGUGGGAGGACAUCCACGUCGUCACCGGAGCACUAAAGAUGUUUUUCAGAGAGCUGCCUGAGCCACUUUUUCCAUUCGGCUUUUUUGAUCAAUUUGUAGACGCCAUAAAAAAUCAGGAUUACAGUCAACGUGUUCAGUGUGUUGCAAGACUGGUGAAGAAACUUCCUAAACCUAACCACGAUACCUUGAGAGUUCUCAUUACGCAUUUGCAAAAGAUAAUAGCAAAAGCACUGGUGAAUUUGAUGUCAUCGCAGAGUUUAGGCAUCGUAUUUGGACCAACUCUUAUGUGGCCCGAAAGGGAAACUUCAAAUAUGGCAGUGAACAUGAUGUACCAGAACCAGAUAAUUGAUCUGAUACUUUCCGAGCAUGCUGAAAUCUUCAACCCCUAGGAGAUGUGAACAGGCCUUGCCUCCAGUGGUUAAUGUUAUUUUCAGAAGAUCUGAUGUUUGUGACUAUUUAGUUAAGUUGUGGUUCUGCUGCUCGCAUAAGGUCAUCACCAUUUUCUUUGCUUAUUUUUUUUGUUAUCUCCCUCACCGUUUCAUUUAUGAGAAUCUAUAUGGACAAGGUUUGCCUGGGACUGGGCUAUUAUUAUUCCUUUUAAAAAAAAAUCACUGAUUAAUAGAUGUAUAAUUUUAAACUUUUAAGUGCAAUCUAUUUGGACAAAAGUGCCACCACUUUUCUGAAAUCUUAAAUAUUCUGCCAAUAUUGAUCAACCUGAUUGUAGUCAAACUCAGAACUGCACAAUUAUUUGAACAAACGAUUGAAGACAAAAAAAAAAUAAUUUUAUUAUUGAUAUCUGGUAAAUCAAAGGAAAUGCUUUUAAAAGUUAUAUUUUUAAAGGAAUGGUCUGGAGAAUCUCUCAUAUCACUUAGGAAAAUUUCAGAAGAGAAGUUAAGGAGCAUCUCUUCUUAUACAAGAUGCGAAAGACUAUCCCAUAGAUGGUUCACACGGUUAAUUGAGCUUGAUUUGUUUUACCUUGUGAGGAAUAUAAUAGCAUUUGGACUUGGUAGACUCUGAUAUGGAUCAGUUAUGAUUGAAUGGCAGAAUAGACAGAAGAAGUUGAAAGACCCACUCCUGUUCCUGUAUUCUCCUCCUCCCAUGACUACCAAGUCCCAGCUUUUGAUUUUUCUCUGCAUUCAUUCCAUCCAAUGCCCCUCCCUUGCUUCCCAGGUAAUAGGAUUCGAUUUCUUGCUUCUGGUUUCUCCAACUUCCCUACCCAUCUGAGCACCACACCAAAAUCAUCCUACACGCUUCAUCAGGUGAUCUAUUUCAUGAAAAUAAGACCCAAUAAUAAGGGUUUUUUUGUUACGCUCUUUUGAUGGAUUUGGGUGUUGUUGGCCAAAUCAGCAUUUACUAGCAAACAUAAUUUUCCUUGAACUGUGUAGCUUGCUGGGUCACUUCCUUGGGCAGACAAGGUGCAGACUGCGAUUUCUGGUCUUGUAUGCUGAUAUACUUUGCGCCAUGACAGGAUUUUGUUUGACUAAUAUACUCCACAAGGCUGAAUAGGCCAUCAAAAUUCACUGCCUAAUGUGAAGAAUUAUCAAUGAAGUAUUAGAGGGUGGCAGGCAAUGAUGAUCAAAGUGGCCUUGUGUUGAUUUUGUAAUAACUUUCUAAUAAAACUAUUAUAUUUACCCACAUAUUAAUCACCUUUUUUCUUUAAACCCAGAUUCAAAGAUACAAUUUCAAGUUUGAUUCCUGGUUAAUUCCAUAACUUACCUGGUAGAUAGCUUUACUCUUUGAGCAAUGAAGCUAGCCUGACAAACAGAAAAGCUAUUACACGUUAGCUUUAAGAUCAGGUUUCUCUACAUGCUAUUUUGCUUUUCGCCUUUGCCAGGUUCCCUUUUCACUUCCGCUGACUGUCACAUUCAGCUAUUAGGAGGUUUGCCUCCUGCCAGACAGUUUGUUUUAUGUCAGACAAAAUCCUGGCUUUUUUUUCCCCUCACUGAGGUGAGAAGCUUCUACCCACCUACCAAUUUGGCUUUGAACUGAUAACACUGAUCACACAUGGUUGGUGGACCCAAAGGUGUGAGCCAGAUAGAUCUGAAGCACAGCCUAUGCUAAUGUUCUCAUCAAAAACCACUUCCAGUAGGGUGUGAACUAAGCGUUGUCUUAACAUCCAGUUCUCAUGCAUGAAUCACUUCCAACUGAUUAUUGAUUGAGUUAACAAAAAGCUCAAUGAGCUUUGCACAACAAUUUAAAGGGCAUUGCUGGCAGAAAUUUGCAGCUGGCAAGGCCAGAUUUCUCAUAAGCUUAUAAGAGAAAUACAACUCAUUGAAGCAGCAGUAAACAGAUUUGAUCUCCAAAGUUUGGAUACGGAGAGGUGAUGAAUGUAGGUAGGUGCCUUCCUACAAGAGACAGAAAAUUAAAGCCAACAUUAGCUAUUGACUCCUGUUUGAGUCUCCAAGCUGUCAACACAGUGGCAGCUGAGAAAUAACCUCAAUGUACAAUCCCCAAAUGCUUGCUCCCUCACUUACUAAGAAAGCAUAUUGAGACUUGGUUAGCUCUGCAAGUACUGAUAACAAUUUAUAUGUUAUUUUUGUAUUCAUAAAGAUUAAACAUACAAAAGAUAUUGUAUAAUACUCUCAAAAUGUAUGUCGACUUUGACGUCAGCAAAAUCUAAGAAGUUAUUGCAAUAUCAACACUGGGCAAGUUUAAUGAUCGCAGACUUCAAUCUUUCUGAAUUAGAUCUAUUUUUGAAUCCUGGUCGGCCCAGGAGCAUGAGCUCAAAAUCAUCAAAUAGACUUGACAAUACGUGAUAAUAUUCACCAUGGGCACAGAAGGGAAACAGCAUUAUUUGUGUUGUGAAGUUACUGCUUUUACCUUGGGAAAAAAAUCAGUGUUGGAAAUUGAAGAGAAAAAAUGUCCUCCAAGUAUGUAAUACAUUGAUUCUUAACAAACCAAAAUGCACAGAUAAACCAUUUUCAACUGGUUGUUUGCUGUGUUAAGAUGUGAACACUUGAGGACAAGGUUUAAUGAGAGUCCAGGUCUAUGUCUAAAUCAUUCUUCAGCAUUGAAUAUGUGGGCAAACUGACUGGAGAAAACAUUUGUUUUCUGAUCAAUUAUUAUUGUACAAUUCAAAAGGGGAAAUUAUUGUAAGAGGAAAGGAUGCUGCAUUCUAGACUUAAUUUAUAUUACUAGAUUGUGCCUGUUGAAGUUCAAUCUUAUUUGAAUUUCAACACCAAUGGGAACAAAAUACAUGUUCUUGAGUGACCAAAAUAUACCUUAUCAGUUUUAGGUGAUUUUGGACUUUUUAUAACAAUCUUAAAUAAAAUUGGUUUCCCAAAAUCUGCUGUCUUUCUUACAACAAUUUUGUAUUCUUGAAUUGUAAACGAAAGUGUACAGCAACCUAACUGGUUUUGCUAGACAAAGCUUUGCCAUUUUUUCCAGCAUGUUAACUGUUUUGAAAUUAAAAAUAAAAUCAGAACUGCU